Messenger RNA from Paramormyrops kingsleyae, 1987 nucleotides. RefSeq lists its product as uncharacterized. Lineage: Eukaryota; Metazoa; Chordata; Actinopteri; Osteoglossiformes; Mormyridae. Gene Ontology annotation, biological process: intracellular signal transduction; cell surface receptor protein tyrosine kinase signaling pathway. The record is from RefSeq and is a predicted model, not a curated record.
CUUUAAGUGUUGCCAUUUUAUUGAGUUAAUAUUACCGUUUGGUCUAAAUGUCAUGCAAAUAGCUGCACUGGAAAAACGUUUAAUGAAAAAAACAUUUCCAUGUUAAAUAUUUAUUUCUCCCACUGUGCUCUGAAAGGAGUCCGGGGCUGAGUGCGAGUGUGUUUGUGCGAACGUCUGCGCAGGAGGGGGCUGUGCUUCCGUGUCUGCCUGUCUGCUGCGGUGCAGGCAGCUCCAUUUCAGCGCUGGGGAGGUGACAGGGUCAGGGAGUAACAGGAUGAUGGCUGCUACCAGAAACCAUUGUUUCAUCCUCAGUGGUUCAGAAAUGGACUGAGGCCCUCAGGAAACUCCAUUUGAAUCUGCGCCAAAGCUCAGCUGCUGGGUGACUCUGCCAGAUCAUUGCUUCUCACUUCAUGGCAGCUCACAGGAAUUGUCACAUUUAUAGAGCGGCUACUCUGCUCGGAAAAUGUCAGGCGUUUUGAGAGGGAAGUCUUACAAAGCAGCAAGACCUUUGACGGAAUAAGACACUGGAACACAGGAGCCACACACAUGUUGUGUUGCCUUUCAGUACAUAUGCGCCUCCAAGCCGGACGUCAGCAGCCAGCUUAGCGGAUCAGCCUUUUGUCAAUUACAACCCGAGCAAAUGAAACAGCACAGACCACAUCACAGCAGAGACCAGCCGGGGAGUAACCAGGUCAGACCACCGCCAGUAAUGGAACGCCUGCCGAGUUCUGGAAAGGAGAAAAUGAGGCCCGGACAAGCUGAGCUGGAAUGGCGUCCAAAAAUGGACGUGGAUCUUGAGGAUUCCCACAUGGUGGAGAGCCUGGGGGAGCCCCUGCCCCUGCCCCCGACCCCAACUCGCAGCUCCCCCUACAUCGACAAAAAACACGCAUUUUCACCCCCAAAGUUCUCUCCUUCAGUGCACAGUAGAGCAAUCCCUCCUCCCAGAAUGCCCCAAAGGAAAACUCCAGGACCUGUCGUCCAAAGGGAUCUGAAACCAGGCCGAAAGCAGGAACUCCACAGAGAACCCAGGACAGCGCAUCAAGACACAGGUGUGAAUCUGAAAGUGGAGAAUCUGAGAAUACAAGCCCUUACCAGGUCUGGGGAGAAGUCAUUGGCUAUGAAGAACAGGCAGUCAGUGGAGCUUCCACGGCAAUGCGGUGCCGGAACAGGGCCGCCCCUCACACCCCCAAGAUUCUCUCAGGAUCUGGAGUUCCCAGAUGCCAAUCCAAGGUUUCCUAGGCCGAAUGAAAGACACUUGAAAGGGAAGGGGGCACCCCAUAGGAUGCAGGAAUCCCACCAAUGGAUGCGUGUACAGGAUGACAUCGACGUGCACCGACGGGUUCCCUGCAGCAGGCCUGCACAGAUGGGCAGCGAACAGAACUGGUACAUUGGUUCCUGCCAGCGGGCCAAGACAGAGAACGCCCUGCACCUGGCCAAUCAGAACGGGGUCUUCGUGGUGCGAGACCACUCCAGAAGCACAGAAGAGGAGCCCUUUGUCCUGGCAGUGAUGCAGGACAACAGGGUGUACAACAUAAAAAUCCGGUACAUAAAGAGCACCCAGAAGUUCGCCCUCGGGACGGGGUUAAGAAUGAAUGACAUGUUUGACUCCAUAGACGAUAUCAUUAAAUUCCACAUGAUAUUUCCCAUACACCUCAUCAAUGGGAAGGAUCUGUCAGACCACCAGAGGAGAUGCGUGUUAACUCGCCCUCUGACAAGAGAAGAAAUGAUUCAGCUACUAGAUUAAAAUGCCUUGCCAGACAUCACAUUCCCCACUACACCAUACUUUUCACUGUAAUUUUGAAAAUAAUUUGUGAUAUUUUGGUAAUUCAGCACCCUCCAGACUGAACAGGGUGUAUGUGUAUGUUUAGAUUUGUAAAAUCACAUCUCACAGUCAUUUCAUUAAUACCUAAUUGAGAAUCAUUAAGCUUUUCUAAGUAAAAAAAAAAGCCACGUUUUAACUUACACAAAGCCACCAAAAAAUAAAGUU